Messenger RNA from Vitis vinifera (wine grape), 372 nucleotides. RefSeq lists its product as uncharacterized. Bases 1 to 372 code for a protein of 123 amino acids. Gene Ontology annotation, biological process: regulation of flower development. The record is from RefSeq and is a predicted model, not a curated record. NCBI's taxonomy places the organism in Eukaryota, Viridiplantae, Streptophyta, Magnoliopsida, Vitales, Vitaceae. The transcript has a single exon.
AUGUCUGGUGUUUGGGUAUUCGACAAGAAUGGCGUGGCCCGGCUCGUGACGAACCCGACCCGGGAGUCGUUCGAACAAAAGGAGCCGCCAUUUCCGGGCACAGCCACCGCCCCAGGUGCACGUCCACGGCUUCUGGUGUACCUCCCAGAGAAUCAGGUGAUUCGAAGCUACACGGAACUGGAGCAGCGACUGAACCAACUGGGGUGGAGUCGGUACCACAACUACCAGCAUCCCAGCCUGGUCCAGUUCCACAAGUCCGACAACUCUUCUCACCUCCUGUCCCUCCCCAAAAGCUUUGCCAACUUCAAGUCUUUUCACUUUUACGAUAUCGUCGUCAAGAAUCGAUCUUUCUUUGAAGUCCGCGAGGCCUGA